AUGCACAAUGAGCAGCCCUUCUUCGGUGCCCUAGGAUGCACCAGUGCCAUCGUUUUCACUGCCUGUGGUGCAGCCUACGGAACCGCAAAGGCCGGCGUCGGCGUCUGCUCCUCGGGUGUCCUCAGGCCCGAUUUGACAGUGAGGAGUAUGCUCGCCGAUUCUGGAGCCAAGCCACACGAUCCGCUGAUCCCAAGUCUAGACAUCGUGCCCGUCGUCAUGGCCGGUAUCCUCGGUAUCUACGGCCUGGUCGUUUCGGUCCUCAUUGCAAACAGCCUCUCCCAAACGGUGGCUCUCUUCACCAGUCUCGUCCAGCUGGGUGCAGGCCUCUCGGUUGGACUCUGUGGGCUAGCUGCUGGCUUCGCUAUCGGAAUCGUGGGCGAUGCCGGCGUGCGAGGAGCGGCUCAGCAGCCGCGGCUUUAUGUGGGUAUGAUUCUCAUUCUGAUCUUUGCCGAGGUCUUGGGUAAGAUGCCUUUGUUCCUGCCCUGGCUUUGA
Aspergillus thermomutatus is the source of this 492-nucleotide messenger RNA. RefSeq names its product H(+)-transporting V0 sector ATPase subunit c. The coding region runs from base 1 to 492 and encodes 163 amino acids. The transcript is spliced from 3 exons. Gene Ontology annotation, biological process: proton transmembrane transport. The record is from RefSeq and is a predicted model, not a curated record. Gene Ontology annotation, molecular function: proton-transporting ATPase activity, rotational mechanism. Gene Ontology annotation, cellular component: proton-transporting V-type ATPase, V0 domain. Lineage: Eukaryota; Fungi; Ascomycota; Eurotiomycetes; Eurotiales; Aspergillaceae.